AUGAUAAAGGGGGUGGCAGAAAAUUCUGUUUUCGCAAGCUUUACGUCCGCCACAAUACCUAAGUUUUCAUACGGCCACCAACAGGACACCAACCUGAAGAUCAAAUAUCCCAAUCGCAAGCCGAUGGAAGCUAAGGCACCGAAGAAUGAAUACCCUCCAAAACUGGCGCCGGUUGAUCUGUCCCAUCACUUUUCCGUCGGGGCGAGAAAUCGGGUGGGAAGCGAGGUGAAGAAGUUCUACAAAUACUUUGCGAUACCGGGCAUCCACAACCUGGCGGGAGGGCUUCCCCACCCAUCCUAUUUCCCAUACGAUACCCUGGAGGCCGCAGUUGCUCUUCCAACCCGAAUCGAUCCAUCCACUGCCGAUGGGCCCUCAACAGUCGCUGAAGGGGACGAGAUCCUAGUAUCAACCCUUCCCCCAACAGCGCGACUCACCAUCCCAAAAGAAAGCAACGACACCAACCCCACAACCCGAAUUGACCUAACCACUGCCCUGCAAUAUGGCACUGCACAAGGCUACCCACCCCUCUUCUCCUUCAUCCGCCAAUUUGUCCGCGAAAACCUGCACCCAAACAUCCCUUACGCAGGCGGGCCAGAAGUGAUCCUGACAUGCGGUGCCACUGAUGGCUUCUCCAAGACCAUCGAGGCACUGACGAAUGUCUGGGAUGAGAAUCGUGAUUGGAUCAGGGAUCGAGAAUGUAUCCUGUGCGAGGAAUUUGUGUAUAUGAACGCCAUACAAACGGUGAAGCCGCGGGGUAUCAAUGUCGUGACUGUGGCUAUGGAUUCGGAUGGGAUGAUGGUGGACGGGGAUCGCGGGUUGAAACAUAUUCUCGAGAAUUGGGAUUUUAGUCGUGGGAAGAGGCCGCAUUUGAUGUAUACCGUGACAAUCGGCCAGAAUCCAACCGGCACCGUCCUUCCCCUCCCAAGACGCAGAGACCUCUAUUCCCUCUGCCAGAAAUACGACAUCAUCAUCGUCGAGGAUGACCCGUACUGGCACCUCCAAUACCCGUCCGCUGCCCCCGAACUGGAGGCUCACUUCCGCGGCAGCAGCUCCCUCAAAUCCCGACCCCAGCCCCAUUCCAAUCAUGCGGACACUGCACUUGCGCCCAAUUACAACACCCACGGCAAAACAUCCGGCUACCCCUUCCUCGACUCUCUCAUCCCCUCAUACUUGUCCAUAGACACAGACGGCCGCGUCAUCCGGCUCGAUACAUUUUCCAAAAUCAUCGCGCCCGGCUGUCGGCUGGGCUGGCUGACAGCACAACCGAAGAUUAUAGAGCGGAUUCUGUAUAUAACGGAGACAAGCACGCAGCAGCCAUCUGGGUUUGCGCAGGCGAUGGUUGCGGGGUUGAUCAUGGGUGGUGGUGGUGGUAGUGGCGGGAAGAAGGAUGAAUUAGACAGGGUUGGUGAGGAGGGCUGUAGUGGUGAUGCUGCUGGUGGUAGGCAGUCCGGAACUUGGAAGAUGGAAGGAUGGGUUCGGUGGCUGGAGGGGUUGCGGGAAGGCUACGAAUGGCGCAUGCGGACGAUGUGCACGAUUCUGUUAAGAGCGAGGUCGAUUAUUGAACACAGCCCCCUCGGCUGUUCCCGCGGCGGUGGCAUGUUUGUCUGGGUGCGCAUGUGCUUCGAGACACACCCGCUCUGGUCUUGUGAGGGCGUAUCCGCCGAACGACUAUCGGCCGCGCUCUGGAAGCAUCUGAUGAAGAAACCAUACCUGUGUCUGGUAGCACCUGGGGCGAUGUUUAAUCCCGCUGGUGGCGGAAAUGGUCAGCGCGGCUGGAGCGACGAAUCGUUCAGGUAUUUUCGAUUGUGUUUUGCGCCGAUGCAGGAAGGGGAUGUGGCGGCAUCGGCGAAGGGGUUUGUGGAGGGUUGUAGGGAUUUCUGGUUGCAGGGGGUUUUGGAGGACGAUGACGAUGACGACGACGAGUAA
Molecule: messenger RNA, 1926 nt
Organism: Histoplasma mississippiense
Lineage: Eukaryota; Fungi; Ascomycota; Eurotiomycetes; Onygenales; Ajellomycetaceae
Exons: 5
Coding region: 1-1926 (641 amino acids)
Biological process (GO): biosynthetic process
Molecular function (GO): pyridoxal phosphate binding; transaminase activity
Source: RefSeq, a predicted model, not a curated record